AUGCUUGAGCCUGAGUUUAACAAUUUUGUUGGAACACAAUGGCAACUUCACUCUCAUAAGGAUUUACUCACUAAGCUUGGUACAAAUAAAGAGCUUUUACCUUUGAUUAAUAAGAAUUUUCCUGAAUUGGGUUUAAAGACUAGUGAUUGUCAUCAGUUACCUUGGGUUAGAUCAACUCUAAUUUGGAACGAUUUGCCAAUAGAAGCAAAUCUUAAAGCAUUGUUAGAUGAACCAAAAGCCAACCAAACCGUCUAUUUCAAAGGCCAAUCAGAUUUUGUGAAGAAACCAAUUCCAAAAGAAGGUAUUAAGGCCAUAUUUCAAAAGAUGAUUGAAGAUGAUAGUUUUUUUAUGUAUUGGACUCCUUAUGGUGGAAAAAUGAAUGAGAUAUCAACAUCAGCUACACCAUUUCCUCAAAGAAAAGGGACCUUGUUCAUGAUUCAGUAUACUAAUUAUUGGCUUGAAGAUACUCCUGGAACUAUUGAACGUCAAAUCAAUUUUUCCAGAUCUUUUAAUAAAUUUAUGACACCUUAUGUUUCAAAUUCUCCAAGGGCAUCAGCUUUGAAUUACAGAGAUGCUGAUAUUGGUGCUAAUCAUCCAAGUAAUGUCACCAAAAUGGAGAUUUCUAAAGUCUACGGAAUCAAGUAUUUUAAUGAUAAUUUUGGUAGAUUAGUUAAUGUGAAAACAAAGGUUGACCCUAGUAACUUUUUUAGAUAUGAACAGAGUAUACCUACAAAACUUAAAUAA
Messenger RNA from Cicer arietinum (chickpea), 744 nucleotides. Its product is annotated as berberine bridge enzyme-like 17. Gene Ontology annotation, molecular function: flavin adenine dinucleotide binding; oxidoreductase activity. The record is from RefSeq and is a predicted model, not a curated record. Lineage: Eukaryota; Viridiplantae; Streptophyta; Magnoliopsida; Fabales; Fabaceae.